Molecule: messenger RNA, 1548 nt
Organism: Eimeria necatrix
Lineage: Eukaryota; Apicomplexa; Conoidasida; Eucoccidiorida; Eimeriidae
Product: DNA-directed RNA polymerase II, putative
Exons: 8
Coding region: 1-1548 (515 amino acids)
Biological process (GO): DNA-templated transcription
Cellular component (GO): RNA polymerase II, core complex
Molecular function (GO): protein dimerization activity; DNA-directed RNA polymerase activity; ice binding
Source: RefSeq, a predicted model, not a curated record
AUGCAGCAGAAGCUGAUAGCAGCAGUUAACAAAGCAGCAGCAGCAGCAGCAGCAGCAGCAGCAGCAAAACUGCAGCUGCAGCACCAAAGCAGCAGCAGCAGCAGCAAAACAACUGCAGCAGCUGCAGAAAGAAUAACAGAAGCAGCAAAACCACAGAAGCUGCGGCAACCGCAGCAGCUGCUGCUGCUGCAGCUGCUGCAGCAGGAGCUCCAGCAGCAGCAGCAGCAGCAGCAGCAGCAGCAGCAGCAGCAGCAGCAGCAAAAGUCACCACCAAAGGGCAAUCUCGCAGCAAGGAUAUUUGGCCUCGAUUUCGCUGGGAGCGGAGGAACUGCAGCAGCAGCAGCAGCAGCAGCAGCAGCAGCAGCAGCAGCAGCAGCAAAGGCAGCAGCAGACGCAGCAGCAGGGGCAGCAGCAGCAGCAGAGACAACGGGGCAGCAAGAAGCAGCAGCAGCUGCUGCAGCAGCAGGGCUUCCAGGAGCCCUUUUUGCUGCAGCAACAGCUGCGGCGGCAGCAGCAGCAGCAGCAGCAGCGGCAGCAGCAGUAUCCGGAACAGCAGCAACAGCAGCAGCAGAGACUGCAGCAAGACCUGCAGCCUCAACUGCAGCAGCAGCAGCAGCAGCAGCAAGAUAUGCAGCAGCAGCAGCAGCAGCAAUGAGUCAUCUAGCCGACUACAGCAGCUCCAUAGGGGGGUCCCUUGGGGGCCCUGCUGCUGCGCUGCAGCGGCUGCAGCAGCAGCCGCAGCUGCAGCAGCAGCAGCAGCAGCUAAUGCAAGCAGCAAUAAGAGUCACAGAACUCUCUAAUAAAGUGGUUCGGUUCACCCUCAGCAACUGCGACGCGUCCAUUGCCAACGCACUGAGAAGAGUGAUGAUAUCGGAGGUGCCUACUUUGGCAAUUGAUUUGGUGACGGUCUUUGAAAACACGAGUGUCUUGCACGAUGAGUACAUCGUCCACAGGCUAGGCCUGCUGCCUAUUGACAGCUCAAAUGUCGAAAACUUCGUCGCCAGAGACCAAUGCCUGUGUUCUGACCACUGCGGCCGCUGCUCCGUCAAGUUCAACUUGGAAGCAACAGCAGCAGAUGUUGACAGCUUAACUGUAACUCAUUUUGAUUUAGUACCCGAAAGAAUUCUGGGGGGCCCCCUGGGGGGCCCCCUGGGGGGCCCCCUGGGGGGCCCCCUGGGGGCCCCCAGCAGCCAGCAGGGGCCCCCACUCCCGGUACCCUCCCCCAGCGACCUGCAGGCUGAAGGCUUCACAGGCGCGGGAAACACCCCCGCGUUGGUGAACAGUUUGUUGACUUCGCUGUGCAACAUUUCGCCCUUCUUUAGGCAGCAGCAGCAGCAGCAGCAGCAAGACCACUCUCACGCCCACAGCAUCAGAAUCAGCCCCAGCAGCAAAAGUAGCAUCAGCAGCAGCAGCAGCAGCAGCAUUAACACUAGCAUUGGCAGCAGCAUUAGCAGCAGCAGCAGCAGCAGCAGCAGCAGCAGCAGCUUGUGUUCAGGGCAUUGGGAAGCUGCAUGCGAAGUGGAGUCCAGUGGCAGCAGCAACUUAUAA